This is a messenger RNA of Neurospora tetraspora, 1254 nucleotides long. RefSeq names its product Arginase/deacetylase. Gene Ontology annotation, molecular function: agmatinase activity; metal ion binding. The record is from RefSeq and is a predicted model, not a curated record. Lineage: Eukaryota; Fungi; Ascomycota; Sordariomycetes; Sordariales; Sordariaceae. The transcript has 4 exons. Bases 1 to 1254 code for a protein of 417 amino acids.
AUGAGGAUAACCUCACUCUCCUCGGCAGCUAUUCUACUGGCUAUUGGAAGCCAACUGGUCCAAACAUGCCAGGACCAUGGACAAAGUGGUGAUAACAAGCAAUGGACAAUAAAACCCGAAGAGCUAGCCGAACUGAAAGAGCUGGAAAGAAAAUGGGGGACGGAUUGGUCAUUCUCAGGCAUAAACACCUUCGCCCACCUCAAGCACGUCAAGUGUCUGACUACACCUAGCGAGAAGUUCGAUAUUGGGAUUAUUGGAGCGCCGUUUGAUACGGCGACUUCUUAUCGGCCUGGCGCCCGCUUCGGCCCCCGCGCCAUCCGCCAAGCAUCAAGCAGACAAACCUCCUUCCGCGGCUUCAACCCCCGCGCAGGCAUCAACCCGUACGCGAGCUGGGCGACCAUCAUUGAUUGUGGUGAUAUUCCUAUCACGCCGUUUGAUAAUGCUGUGGCGCUGGAGCAGAUGACUGAGGCUUUUUUGGAGCUUGGGUCGAGAAGUCCGCAGACUUCGAAGGGGAAACCAAAGUUGAUUACUCUCGGCGGUGAUCACAGCUUGGCGCUGCCGGCGUUGAGAGCGUUGAAGAAGGUAUAUGGGAGGGAGGUGAGGGUUGUGCAUUUUGAUGCCCACCUCGACACCUGGCACCCAGCCAAAUACCCUUCCGCCUGGCCCUCCACGCAGUCCCACUUCAACCACGGCUCCAUGUUCUGGCUCGCCGGGCAGGAAGGUCUCCUGUCCAACAGUUCUUCCGCCUCUAACAUCCACGCCGGCCUCCGCACCCGCCUCUCCGGCACCGACCCCUCCGAUUUCGUCGACGACUCCUCGCAGAACUGGCUGCGCAUCUCAGCAGACGACAUCGACGACCUCGGCGGUCCCGCAGGCGUCAUAGCUGCCAUCAUGGAUCAGUUUGAUCUGAACGACCCCGAUCCGGACCCGGUGUAUUUGAGUAUCGACAUUGAUGUGCUUGAUCCGGCUUUCGCUCCGGGCACGGGCACGCCGGAGCCGGGAGGUUGGACGACUAGGGAGUUGAUAAGGAUACUGAGAGGGUUGGUGGAUGUGCUGAAUGUGGUGGGUGCCGAUGUGGUGGAGGUUAGUCCGGCGUAUCAAGGGAGAGGGGAGGAGACGGCGUUGGCGGCUGCGCAGGUUGUUUAUGAGGUUUUGACGGGGAUGGUUAAGAGGGGAUUGAGAGAUGGGGAGACUGAGGAGACUCGGGAGAGGGCUGAGGAUGGUAAGGCUGGUGAGGGUCAUGAUGAGCUUUGA